UCGGACAUGUGUACGAAGGUCACGUCAAUGCCACAUCGAUGCCACGUCAGCAUCGGACAUGUGUACCAAGGCCACGUCAAUGCCACGUCAAUAAUCUGACGUGCGCUGUCUUCUCCACGUCAUCCUCUUCAAUGUAGAUGCCACCACUUGUCGUUGUCGUCCCUGUCACAAGAUCGAAAAUCUGCUCCUAUACCAAAUUGCAAUGAGCCCAGACGUGAUGAUACUCGUCAACAUUACCAGUCCAUAUGAUUAUCGAUCUGCUGAUGAAUGACAAACAAUCGCAAAUGUGUGUGAUGAUAGAAUGAGGUGAGAAUCAUACACAGACGAAGGAGGAGAGAGGGAGAAUAGACAAAGGAGAGAGAAGAAGACAACAGCCCACUUCUACGUAGGGUUCCUCCUCUUCCUCGCCACCUCAUCAAUCAAUAGACUGAAUACGUGGCACAUCAAUCUGUCUACAUCAGCAAAUGGAGAGUAUCGUCAUCAACCAGAUAUGGUCACUUGCUGGUCAUGAGGUCGUUGCUGUUGCGGCUGGGAAACACAGGUCAGCUGUGGCAUCGGCCAUGGGGGCUGUUUACAUGUGGGAUGCUUUAGCAGUUGAUGCUGUACCCCACCCAGUUCGCAUUCCAGGGCUGCAUCAGGCUGUAGACCUCUCCAUGGGUGAAAGCCACUCCAUUGCGAUCUGCACUCUCUCCAUACCUGCGUACGCUUUAAUUGAGCACGUGGAGGGGGAGUUAGGUGAUCUUGCGCAAAGGUUGGAUGGGCCAGGGGAGGCAGAUUCGGAAGGGGAUUUCAAGUUCGAGGAUGCAACACAGGAAGGGUUGUGUCCAGGGAGGAAAGUACCCAUAUUUUGCGGUGGUAGAGAACUGCCAUCACUGAAGGAGAUAUGUGAAGAAGUGAUUGCGAAGACGAUGGUGGAGCCGAAGAAUGUCCUGCUUAUGCUGGAGCUUGCAGAUUCACUCGGUGCUCACAAUCUGAAGCACUACUGUGAGAUGUUGGUCUUGAAGAACCUGGACUAUGUUUUGUCUAUCUCAGCACCUAUGUGGGGUCAAGCUAGGCUAUCUAUUUUGGCAGACCUGGAGAGAGUGCUUGCUGACUAUACCACUGCUUCUGAUAAGUGGCUGAAUCGGCGUGUUCCAAAACCGAGUGGCGUUCCCCUUUCCUCCCUGGUUCUCGAUGAGGAUGAUGCUGGCGCGGAGUGUGGGCCUUCUUCUGCUAUGCAAUCAUGGGCUGGUGCACUUGUGUCGAGUGAUCGUUCUGUCUCAGAAUGGCCACAGAGCCAAGGAGCUGCUCUUGCCUUCCUUCACCAAUAUGAUGGUACACCUAAUGCCAUAUCAAAGCAGUUGCGAACUGUGCGCCGUAAACUGCAGCAAAUUGAGGUUCUGGAGAUUCGCCAAGCGAAAGGAAUGGUGCUUGAUGCACAACAAUUGGAGAAAGUUGGCAGAAAAGAUGAGCUCCUGGCUGAACUGGACUAUCUUGAGGCAGGGGCUGAUCCUGUGGUUGGUGGUUUGAAAAUUGGGCGUUUCAGUGGGACAGAUUCCCCACCUUGGGGCAGUGCCAAUGACCUUGAAGAGGAUGACUUGGAGCUUGUGUCAAACGCAUCAGCUAAGAAACAAAAGCACCGUUCUCGAAGGAAAGGAAAGCCUGCAUUGUCGAAUGCCAGCACAUUUUGCAGUGGUGGCGAUGUGGAUUCAGGAAUUGUGAAGAAGUAUCAACAGCCGGGUGAUACAAGAUGUGCACGGAGGGAUGAGGUUGUUAGGCAGCUGGAUUAUGCGACAUGUGCUGCGGCAGGAGUGCCUUUCUUGGUUAUGGACAGGGCACAGUGUGAUGGGGGAAGAAUGGCCGGUUCUUCAGUGGGUGCCACUGGUGGCACAGUUACCCCUGUGGAGAUGUCUCCAAUGGGAUCACAGUCUUCAACUGCAGCUGAGCCUCCAGCAACAUCGGUGAGGCCACUUAAGGUUCUGGGACGCAGGAAAGGGGGUUCGUCGGUCUUUCUAAAAGGGGAAUUAGAUGCUCUGCCAACCCCCUCACCUCUUCCUCCUCCGAAACCCAAGGCCCAAGGACCUGCUUGGGGGGGUCUGGGUCUAGCAAAUCAGCUCAAAGGUGAAUCGCUACGUACUAUUCAAAUAGAGCAAGGGAAUGGUGGAGCCCACUACUCUAAGGUGCUACGAGGAGUUGUGGUGCCAGCUACAGCGGGUCCUUCAUCCACUAGCAACCUGUGUACAAGAAAAGACACAGAAGCUGGCGGCGGCCUUGGAAAACUGGGGAAGAAAGGAACUUGUCCAGUGCAAUCUGGUCUUGAAGAUCCAGACAGUGGCCAGCAUCGCAUUGCCCUCUCAGAUUUUCUCAAGAAGAAGUCAGCCCCAAUUGCCAUAAAAGGUGCACCGAGGAAGGCUCGUGGAGUGGCAAAGGGGAAGAAAGGUGGCCCACCAGAUGAGGUGGUCCUUCCAUGGGGCCGUAGUCCAGGGGAAACAUCUACUCCAUCACUUCGAGACAUACAGGAACAGCAGGCAGAGCAGUAUGACUUCAGUAGGAGUCAGCAUAUAGCUGUGCGUUCCAUAAAGUUGGGGUUCCGGGACUUUGCUCGAGAGUUGGUAGGCGUUAUAGGCACGGAGGUGGGCCACCGCCUCGACAAGACUGAGCGAUUUUGUGCUGGCGCCAUUGAAGGCGUCAAGGCGGCAGCCCCCAAGGAGGAGGAAGCACGUCCUCCUCGCCGGGAACCAGUCAAGGUCAAAUUCCCUGAUUCCUACAGUGGAAAAAGGGAAGAGAACUUUGACAAUUGGGAAGCUAAUGUUAAGACCUAUGUGCAUUUGCAACAGGUCUCCCCGGAUCAGCAGGUUUUGAUCGCGAUCCACGCAUUGAGAGAUGAGGCCGCUAGUUUUGCAAGGUCUCUGGUUCGCACUGCCAACUGUAGUGACGAUCCCGUUGCAUACUCCUCGUUUACGUCCCUCGUCAAAUUCCUGAAACUGUUGCGCGAGCGAUUUACUGAUGUCGCUCGCAGUGUCAAGGCCUCAGACAAGCUCCAGACCAUCCAUUCUCGUAAAUGGAAGAGUGCCAGGGCACUCAAGGGUACAAUGGAUGAGUUGGUCGCCGUCCCUGACCAUGGAGUCACAGAGGGCCAGUUAGUCAAUCUCUUCUACCGGGCUAUGAUCGAAGCCUUUCGAGGGCAGUUCUUCGCGAAGAGCGAAGACCCUGCCACCACUUACGAUUCCCUUAGCCGUGAGGUGGUGGCUUUGAAGCGAAGCCGGUGUCCAGACAGUUGUCCCGAAACUGCUUGUGUUAGAGUUUCGCUAGACACCUCCCUUACAAGCGUGGUCGAAGAAUUGAAGGAGAGGAUGCCCGCCUGGGCCAAGAUGAAGAAGGAGAAUAAAGGGCAGCUUAUAUUGUUAGAUACAGAGGUUUUUAGAAGUAGAUUUGGGGCCCUAGUAGAUUCAGGGGCCACCCGCAGCUAUAUUAGUAGGAAAGUGAUGCAGAAGUUGAAGUUGGGACUUAAAGUCCAAAAGCUAGCAGACCCCAUAGUUAGCAUCCUCGCAGACAAUCUUACUAUGGUUGUAGAGGAGUAUGUAGAGGGAGUCCAGGCGUAUUUCCGCCUAGAGAAGAAUGGGAAAGUGGAGAAGGUCCUCCACUCCCUGACUCUCCUCGUAGAAGACAGCCUCCCAUUCGACAUUGUCCUGGGAAUGGAUUGGGGAGAGGCAGUCGGGGCCACGCUCCAUUUGAAGGAGCACGAGUGUAGGCUCCCUAGUUCUUCAGGCGAGGCUAAGACCGCCCUCCUGUUCCAUGUGUCAGGCGUAGAGAAUUCCUUGGCACAUUGCUGCCUUAGUGCUCCUGCGUUCGCCAUAUUGGUGAAAAAGGAGAAACUAGAGGAACAGGUUUUCGUUGCCUACGUCAGGCCAGUGACUGAGCCUACGGAAGAGAAGCUGAAGUACCCUGCAAUUGCCAAACUGCUGGAAGAGUUUAAGGAUUUGACUGAGCCGUCGACAGGCACUGUGUCGCGGCCCAUCCAGCACCGUAUUGAGAUAGAGCCUGGCAGUAGAUCUCCUAAGGGUGCAGUGUAUAGGAUGUCCCCGCGGGAGUUAGAGGAGCUUCGCAAGCCGUGGUUAGAUAGAUUUGUUGUAGUUUAUCUAGAUGACAUCCUAGUGUUUAGCCGGACCCCUGAAGAGCAUCAGGGUCAUCUCAGGCAGGUCUUGGAGAAGCUGAGGGAAGCUAACUUCAAGAUCAAUGCGAAGAAGUGCGAUUGGGCGAAGACCCAAGUUUUGUAUUUAGGCCACUUCUUAGACAGAGACGGCGUCAAACCAGAGGAUAGCAAGAUCGCAGCGAUUAGAGAUUGGCCCACGCCACGUACGCUGACAGAGUUGCGUUCGUUCCUAGGCUUAGCUAAUUACUAUAGGAAGUUCGUGAGGAACUUCUCUACCAUCGCUGCGCCCCUUCGCAAGUUGUUGAGAAAGGAGACCAUCUGGAAGUGGGAUAAGGACUGCACGUCUGCCAUGAAGAAGYUAAAGCAGGCGUUGAUAGAAUAUCCGGUCCUUAAGGUCGCCGAUCCGUCCUUGCCUUUUGUCGUUACUACGGAUGCUAGCCAGUACGACAUAGGCGCAGUGUUGCAGCAAGACGAUGGCAAUGGUUAUAGACCCGUAGAGUUCAUGCCUGCUAGAAUGCCUUCAGAGAAGGUCGCGACAUCCACCUAUGAGAGGGAACUCUACGCUCUCAGGCAAGCUUUAGACCACUGGAAGCACUACUUGCUUGGGAGGCACUUCAAAGUCUAUUCUGACCAUGAAACGUUACGAUGGUUAAAGACGCAGGCCAAGAUGACACCUAAGCUUACUAGGUGGGCCGCCGAGAUAGAUCAGUACGACUUCGAGCUCAAGCCUGUCAAGGGGAAGUACAACGUAGUUGCGGAUGCUCUGAGUAGGAGGGCAGAUUACUUUGGGGUGAUAGUGCAUUACCUCGAUAUAGGGAAGGACCUACAGCAGAAGGUUAGGGAGGCCUACGCGCAGGACCCUAUCUAUAGUGACCUCCUUAAGAAAGUCAAAGAGGCCCCAGAGACUGAGCCGAACUACCGCAGUACUGAAGGGUUACUCUUUGAGAAGAUUAGUGUCUUUGACCGCGUGUGCAUUCCCAAUAGUGAAGAGAUCCGUAGCCUGAUUCUGGGAGAAUGCCAUGACACAGAGGGUCACUUUGGUUGGCAAAAGACUUUAGCCAAUCUCAUGUGCGCGUAUACCUGGCCAGGGAUGAAGAAUGACUGCGUAGAGUAUGUUCGCAGUUGCAAAGUCUGCCAGCGGAAUAAGAGUUCUACGCGCGCCCCGCUAGGUCUUCUCAGACCCUUGCCCAUUCCGGAUCAGCCGGGAGACUCAGUGUCGAUAGAUUUCAUGGACACUCACGUCAAGAGCAGGCAUGGCAAGAGCCAAGUCAUGGUCAUAGUUGACUGUUUUAGCAAAUACGCAGUUUUUGUUCCUUUGCCUUCAGAGGCACGUACUGAUUUAGUCAUACAGAGAUUCUUUGACUGUUGGGUUAGUGAGAAUGGAAUCCCGCUAUCAAUAGUUAGCGAUAGAGAUAGUCGCUUCACCAGCCAGAACUGGCAAGAACUCAUGGGAGUAUAUGGAUCGAAGUUGUUGAUGUCGUCUGGCCGCCAUCCUGAGACUAACGGUCAGACAGAGCAAAUGAACAAGAUCCUACAGCAAGUUCUGCGCAUGUACAUUAGGCCAGAUCAGAUAAACUGGGAUGAGAUGCUGCCUAAAGUAGCUAGUGCGUACAAUAACAGCGUGCAUCUGUCUACAUGCCGCACUCCCAACGAACUGCACAAGUCCUUUAGACCACGCAGACCGUUUGAGGGACUCAACCGGGAUCAAAUUCACAGAUUGCCACCCGGGACCAGGGAGUUUGCUGUGCAGCACGAGAAAGAACUAGCUACUGUCGUAGAGAACCUCAGAAAAGCCCAGCAUAGGAUGAUAGAGGAAGCGAACAAACAUCGUCGCCCUUCACAGUUUCAAGUAGGCGACUUAGUCUGGGUUAGUUCUAAAGAGUUUGCGCCGGAGGAGAAGAUCUCGCAGAAGUUACUGCCCACACAUAUAGAGGACCGUGGCCUGUUCUGGAAGUCAGGGGCGGCGAAGAUGGACCGUCCUAUACAAUAGAACUACCAGCACACCUCCACACGUAUCCAGUUUUCCACGCAUCAAAGUUGCUACCUUGUCAAACAAGUGAUCAGUUUCCAUCCCGUAGA
Chara braunii is the source of this 6211-nucleotide messenger RNA. The record is from the annotation of a GenBank genome assembly. NCBI's taxonomy places the organism in Eukaryota, Viridiplantae, Streptophyta, Charophyceae, Charales, Characeae.